This is a messenger RNA of Scomber scombrus (Atlantic mackerel), 6111 nucleotides long. Its product is annotated as E3 ubiquitin-protein ligase DTX4-like. Gene Ontology annotation, cellular component: nucleoplasm. Bases 357 to 2630 code for a protein of 757 amino acids. Lineage: Eukaryota; Metazoa; Chordata; Actinopteri; Scombriformes; Scombridae. Gene Ontology annotation, molecular function: zinc ion binding; ubiquitin protein ligase activity. Gene Ontology annotation, biological process: Notch signaling pathway; protein ubiquitination. The transcript is spliced from 12 exons. The record is from RefSeq and is a predicted model, not a curated record.
GAGGAUAUAUGUAGCUGAAGCUCAGUUGGGUGUUUUCGCCUCACCGAGGAGAUUCCUUUCACCGAGGCAAGGACUUCCAUAAACACGCACAGACAGAGGCCGUCGACUUGUCGGAGAAGCUAUCUGUGUGUCUGGACUCUGGAGGGAUGACGAGCAGCAAAUAGAAAGCACAACAUUUAGGCCCCUUCCGUUGUGUGUGUACUUGUGCGGCUGUUUUUAAAGCUCGUAUUACGGUGUUAUAAGAACGACUACCGAGCCAGGACCGUGAUUUUCUUCCCCGGUCGGCUAUGCGAGGGACUCGGAUGUUCGUAGGAGAAUGUGUCGCCUUCUCCCGGCGUUAGCUCAGCCGCGGCUUCAUGGCCAACAGUAACAACAUGCUCCUGGCCUCCGCCGUGGUGGUUUGGGAAUGGCUCAACGAACACGGCCGGUGGCGGCCCUACAGCCCCGCCGUCUCCCACCAGAUAGAGGCGGCCAUUCGGAACGGCGACCCCCGCGGAGGGAGCGUGGUUCUCGGCCAGGUGGACAACCGCCUCUCGCCGUACAUCAUAGACCUCCAAUCUAUGCACCAGUUCAGACAGGACACGGGAACCAUCCGUCCGGUGCGGAGGACCUUCUAUGACCCAACCUCGGCUCCUGGGCAGGGUUGGCAGUGGGAGUGGGAGAACGACGCCGGCUCGUGGACGCCCUACGACAUGGAGGUGGCCAUCGCCAUCGAGAGCGCCCACAGCCGCCAGCAGCCCUGCCUCGACCUCACACCGCUCGGCUUCUGCUACCUCAUUGACUAUCAGAACAUGACACAGGUGAACAAACAGAGCCAGAGGUGUCGAAGGAUUCAGAGGCGUGCUGACAUGGCGCACCCUCUAGUGUCCGGGCCUCUCCCUUUUCAGAAAGGAGGAGGAGGGCUAACAGGAGCCCUGCUGGGUGUCGGGGUAUCAGGGGCCAGCAUGGGAAUCAGCAGCUCCGUUUACCCCAAUGGGGGCCCAACAGCUACCGGACUGGGCCAGCCUUGCUCCUGCCAGCAAUGCAUGCUGGUCCUCAGCGUGAAAACAAACACAGGCGGAGCAGGGGUUGGGAUUCAGACUCUAAGCAGGCGUUCGUUAACAAUGCAGCGACCCAGGAACUCUGGGCCCCUCCCCUCCAAACCCCUGAGCCCAUCGAAAUCAGCCACCCUAGGACGGGGACAGCAGCAGAACUCCAACUCCAACUCCAACUACUACCAGACGCUGCCGCACGGCCUCGCCAUCUCCAGAAACAUCGCCUCCCCGAGGAGGAACGCCCAGCUGUUCGCCCAGUCGCUGGCCGCCCUCACCGCGGGCACCUCCACCCUGGGCAUCUCCUUGUCUUCCAACAGGCCGCCUCCCCCUUCCCUGCCGCCCCCGCAGCCGCCGUCGUCAUCCAACAACCCCAACCUGAACCCCCAUCUCCCUCCGUCCCUCCCGGCCAAGCUCUCAUCCUCAUCCUCGACCUCAGCCAACGAAUCGGUGCCGACCGCUACGUUAGUCACGCCCUCCAACAACGUGACCACGCCCCCGUCUCCCGUGCCGUCGCCGUCGACGCUGGUGAUGAAGCCGCAGCGCACGCCGUCGUCCGCGACGACCAUGUGCCACGCCCCGUUGCCGCAGAGAUCGAGCUUAGCCGGGCUGAGCAGACCGGCGUUACAGAGGAUCGCCAUGGCCCAAUCCAGAGCACUCAUAGCCUCAGGUGUGCCCACCGUCCCAGUGAAGAACCUCAACGGAUCCAGUCCUGUUCACCCUGCACUUGCUGGGAUCACAGGCAUCCUGAUGAGUGCUGCUGCUCUGCCCGUCUGUCUCACCAGACCUCCUAAACUUGUACUUCACCCUCCGCCUGUCAGCAAGAGCGACAUCAAACCCGUGCCAGGCUUUGGCCACUGCUGCAGAAAGACCACCAAGAAGCAGGCUCGCAAAGGUAAAACUCCAGAGGAGGUGGUAAAGAAGUACCUGCAAAAAGUAAAAAGUCCACCAGAGGAGGACUGCACCAUCUGUAUGGAGCCACUGGGGGGUCCGUCCGGAUAUAAAGGCCCAGGGGUGGGACCAGUUUCGAGAGCCGAGUCAGUGGGGCGACUAGCACAGUGUGGACACCAGUACCAUUUCCAGUGUCUGGUGGCCAUGUAUAAUAAUGGCAACAAGGACGGCAGUCUUCAGUGUCCCACCUGUAAAACUAUCUACGGCGUAAAGACGGGCAACCAACCGGCCGGGAAGAUGGAGUACCACGUCAUCCCUCACUCUCUACCAGGGCAUCCCGACUACAAAACCAUACGCAUCAUCUACAACAUACCACCAGGCAUUCAGGGACCAGAGCAUCCGAACCCAGGAAAGCCCUUCACUGCCAGAGGCUUUCCACGACACUGCUACCUCCCAGACAGCGACAAAGGACGCAAGGUACUAAGACUGCUCCUGGUAGCAUGGGACCGCAGGUUGAUCUUCUCAGUUGGUACUUCGAGCACUACAGGAGAGUCUGACACCGUCAUCUGGAACGAGGUCCACCACAAGACAGAGUUUGGCUCCAACUUGACAGGCCAUGGCUUCCCCGACCCCGGACACCUCGACAACGUCCUGGAAGAGCUCCGAGCUCAGGGCAUCACAGAGGAUGACGGACUGACAGACAAGUGAAAGGACGAGCGACCGGGGCAGCAGAGGAAGACGGAGGAGACGUCGGUGUGAGGCGGAAGAGAGAAAGACGAGUAGAAGAGAAAAUGGGCCUUACCAUGAAAAUAACAGAAGCAGCAGCAGGAGGAGGAGGAGGACUGAGCCAGUCUCUCUCUGCCAGCACUUAAAAAGGGGUGCAGGGCGACGUUUCGGGUUAUAGAAGACAUUGAUUUUUUGUUUUACAGAAGUAACCACUCCUCAAAAUUUUGACCAAGUCACUGCCGGGUUCGCCCUUCAGUGCAAGUCUAUGACAAGACAGUUUUGAUGCAAGCACAUCAACAGACGUGGGAGAGAGUUUGAGGAAGCAGCAGCAGCUCAGAAGUAAAAGCCAGACAGAGGAAGACAAAGCUAGCAGAAAGAGCAAUGGUACUCAUGGUUUUAGCCACUAAAAAACAGCUAGGUACUAAAGGACAACACAGGAGAACGAAUCAGUACUAAUAUGUAGAACAAGUUUACUUUACUAAGAGGAAGAGUAACCAGGAGAAGAUGGUAAAACGUUAGAGCAGAUCAGUAAAAACUGGGAGAGAACGGACAAAGAAAGGCAGAAGUUGAAGAGGCGGGGGAGGGGACGAGAGAAAAAGAAGGACAGAGUGAAUAAUGUAGCAGAAAGAGUGAAGAUGGUACGAACGUAGCGUAGGGUAGGAGUAGAGUCAAACUAACUUAUAUUGUACUUAACACGUGCUUUAGCUAUCACCACAAAUACAAUAAAAUGAAGUGAUGAAGAGGAAAGCAGACAGUGGUCUGCUGGCUUUGUUUAAAAACCACCUGCUUCUUCUCAGUUGAAGUUUAGCGCUGUUGCUCCCUCCAGUGGUUUAAGUGAUGAACUACACCUCAGCCUGCAAGCUACUGGAACAAAAUCAAAAAGUUACUUUUGAGUUAUCCACCUGUGUUACUUUUUUAUCAUUGUUACUAUAAUCCUCAUUUAACGUCAUUCCAUACUUUACCUCUUACUUUUUAAAAUGUUUUGUUAUUAUCUAGGCUCUGUGCGUUUAAUGAUUGUAUGUGAAAUGAGAAAAAGACCAAACUGAGGCCUAGUCAUGUGGAGUCUUAUUGUUGAGCCGCCGCGGUACAAGUUAGUCUUAGAUACACAGGUACCAGCAUUUAUUUACAUAUCUUUAUUUGACUCUUUUGUCCCUUUUGACAGUUUAUGUGGUUUCAUUUGGACGUAGACGCUGCUGUCAAACGUGGAGCACUGGUUAGAAAAAAAAGUGUGGUUGUGAAUUUAAAAACCUGCUUUUUCGGCGGUUCGGCAGGAAGCGCAGAGGUUUUAUUUUUCAAGUUUUUUUGUUUUUUUUAACAUUCUUGCGGAAUGAGCCUGAGCUGCCGGUGUUUAAAGCAGAGAGAAAUUGAACCAAGAGUCGAGGGGGCUCAUCUCCCACAAAGCCCCACAGAUUGGACAGAGCGUCGGAGGGAUGGGGAGGACGCAGAGGAAAAGAGGCAGAGCUGGUCUUCAGGAAUAUGAAAUACUACCAAGCAGGAAAUGAAAAGACAAAUAUAUUUGCUUUGAGCCAUCUGUUAGGUAUAUAACACAAUGAUUUUCAAAAUAAAAUCCAUCCUGGAAACUAUAACAACAUGAUGUUAGUGAUGAAGGUGUGUGAUUGAAAGUGAUCAAAUCUGGUGAAACCCAUGAAUGAACACCUACAUCUACUCUAUCCUCUGAAGUAGGAGCUGAACUCAUGAAAGAUAAUAAAUAAUGACUCAGCUUUUUCUACUCGAGGUAAUGAACCUGGUGAUGUUUUAUUAGCCAGUGUCAGAUCAUUACAAAUUCAGUUUCUCCUCAUUUGCCACCAUCUCUGAAGAGUUUCCUGUAGUCCGUUAAAUCGGGCCAGUUCGCAGCAUUGGAAUAGAAAGUUUACCUCAUUUAAAUAAGAUGCUGUACAGUUGUUACAGGCUCUGAAUGUGGUUUUCUGUGAGUAUUGUCAGCUUCAGUAGAUCAGCACCAACAUUCACAUCUCAACAUCUCAACAACAGUAAUACUAGCUCUCCUCUUCUUCUCUCUACCUCCACCAACUGAAGAUGCGCUGCCCCAGUCUCUGAGUUGGGUCUGUAAAUGACCCCUUAUCACAAUGUUACAAGGUGUGUGUGUGUGUGUGCGUGUGUGUGUGAGAGAGAGAGAGAGAGAGAGAGAAUCUGUGUACUGUGUAUACUACCAACAUGCUCCCAGUUAAGGGUAUUAUUUCGGUACUCCAUGGGAAAUCAUCAUUCUUAAACUCAUGAUGAUGGUAAUGAUGAUGAUGGUACUCCCUGUACGGUAACUCCUUUAUUAUGUUAUUUUUAAUAUCAAAUGUAGUCACACCUUUGCUUUUUAAUAGCAUUUUAUUGACACUAUCAUAGAGUACGGUAAAUCGCCUUUUGUCUGUUUCAUGUGUACAUUUAUGUUGUAUUGAUCAUGCCCUUUUUCUCCUUUGUUACAAUUGGUUUACAGUUGUCAAAUACAAUGUUUUUUUUUGUUUUUUUUAAUUGUGUAAAGAAGUUGAAACUGAUUUGCAACAUCUUUUCUUUGGAAAAGGACUUUGACGGUAGACUUUUAUCUGAGUGUGAAAUGUAAUGAAUUUUUUUAUAGUGAGUCGAAACCCUUGUACACUUGCUCGUCUGUGAGUCAGAGAAACUUGCAUUUUCCCAAACACCAUCUGUUCCGUCGCUGUCCUGCACUGAGCCGACAUUUGUGACCCUGGAAGGUUUUCGUAGCAGAUUUGUUGAUGGACAUUUUGCUUCGGGUCUCAUGUCCAUCCCUCGUUUCGCAGCAGGAUGGUUCAAGUGCAAGCGGCGUGAUGAAAGUGAUUCUUUUAAACAUUGUUAAAUGUUAUAAAAUGACGAUUUCUCCUCUUGGUGUAGCAGGUUUCCUGCUCUGAUGGCCCAAACACUGCACGAUGACUUGAGAACACCUGAUUUUGUGUUUUCACUUAUGUAGAUUUGAAUUUGUCAUUUUAUGAAUAAACAUGGUUCUCACUCUUUAACAGUGAAGAAAAAAUUGAGAUUUUCUGAAUUGGAUGAAUAAAGUCUGAACAUGAUUUUGUAAUUGUGGGGUUAAUAGUGCUGGAAACCCUCUUCAGCAGGCUUUUAUUCUGGUGGAUUCACAUGAACCGAAAUUGUCUAAAUUGUUGAUUUAUACACUUUCAUAAAUGGUAAGCAGUGUUUGAAGCCAUCGAAGCAAUGUAGCAACCAGCUAUGACCAGUAACUCACCAUUUCAGUUUUGUCCUUUCCUAAAAUGUGGAUUUCUUUCCCAUCACCUCUUCCCAUCCCUACUGAAGGCAACACCUCCUCCCUGUGCCCUCUGUGGACAGGGCCCUCUCUCCUAUGAGGGCAGAGUGGGAAUAGAGUUGCUCACAGGUGCUGGCAUGGGAGAGAGAGCAUCAAAAACAUGUGAUAAGAAAAGCAAAGUGUAAAUAUUGCAAAAUAAUUGCUGGAGUAUGAAUGAUUAAUACAAGAAAAAAUAAAGAAUGA